Molecule: messenger RNA, 1260 nt
Organism: Thyridium curvatum
Lineage: Eukaryota; Fungi; Ascomycota; Sordariomycetes; Thyridiales; Thyridiaceae
Exons: 5
Coding region: 1-1260 (419 amino acids)
Biological process (GO): glycolipid biosynthetic process
Cellular component (GO): mitochondrion; lipid droplet; plasma membrane
Source: RefSeq, a predicted model, not a curated record
AUGACACCCAAAAAACAUAAUCGCCAGUAUGACCUGGUCGUUUUUGGGGCGACGGGUUAUACCGGUGUAUACAUUGCCGAGUUUAUCACGAACUCACUACCUACAAAUUUGCGUUGGGCGAUUGCAGGCCGGUCGAGGUCGAAGCUCGAGAAGAUCGCGUUAGAUCUGAAGGCUCUGAACCCGGAGCGUCUUCAGCCUGACGUGGAAAUAUGUGGAUUGAAUGGUUCAGAUCUUGAAGCCCUUGCUCGCAAAACAUCCAUCUUGAUCACCACAGUCGGGCCGUAUGCCGUCUCUGGCGAACAUGCUUUCAAGGCUUGUGCAGAAAAUGGAACCCAUUACCUAGACGUCACAGGAGAGACGCCGUGGGUUGCCAGGAUGAUUAAGAAGUAUGAGAGCACGGCCCAGGCCAGCGGUGCCCUGAUGAUACCGCAAAUAGGCAUCGAUAGCUGCCUUCCUGAUGUUGUGACAUAUACCCUUGCCUCGUUGAUACGGACCGAGCUACAAGCAAAAACAGCAGACGUGACCGUCUCAGUCUACCGCCUAAAUGCUCGCCCAUCAGGAGGUACUCUAGCGUCUGCACUUGGUCUUUUCGACUCGUUUUCCGUCAAGGAACUCAACCAAAGCCUGGCCCCAUUCGCGCUGUCUCCCCUGCCCAAUCCGCGCCCGCCCAUCAAACAACCUAGCUUGUUCACAAGGCUGACAGGAUUGCGCUCUGUUCCACAUCUUGGCCUCCAGACAACAUUUAUUGCUGGACGGACGGAUGCCGGCAUCGUGGAGCGCACCUGGGGCCUGUUCUCGCUGAUUCCAUCGCGGAAACAGGACUUCUAUGGACCAAGAUUCACCUUUGCUGAGUACCUGAAGGCUAGUGGUUGGCUGGAUGGGAUCGUGAAGCAUGUUGGCCUUGCCGUUGCUGGCAUGUUGCUGAUGCUUUUGCCCCCUUUUCGAUGGCUCGUCAAGAAGUUGGUCACCAAGCCUGGAGACGGCCCGGACAAAGAGGCGGCCAAGGAUGAGGACAUAGAUUAUCGAGGAGUCGCGACGCCCGAUCUGCCGGGUUCUUCCAACAAGAUGGCAUACUGUCGAGCCCACUACGUGGGGAUGACUGCGCUUUUCGUCACCCAAGCGGCAAUGACAUUGCUUGAGGACGAUGUUGAACUCGGGCCGGGUAUUCUUACUCCAGCUUGUCUGGGACAAGGCUACAUAGAUAGACUGGAGACAGGAGGACUCAAGUUCGAAUCCAGGUUACUGGACUCCCAGGCCUAG